AUGAGUGUUGAGAACGAGCGGGGCUGGGCCCGGGGAGGCCUCGCGACUCCCGCCGUUGGGAAAUCACCGUCCGCUCCGGUCCCCCUCCCCGCAGCCGCCGUGACGUACUCGAAGCCGCGCUUGGCCACGUUCUGGUACUACGCCAAGGUGGAGCUGGCCCCCCCGACCCCCGCCGAGAUUCCCCGGGCCAUCGACAGCAUGAAGGGCCUGGUCAGGGCCUUCCAGAGCGGCCGUCUGGCACAGCUCACCGUCAAGGACGCACUGAGGAAUGGCCUGGUGGCCACGGAGGUGCUGAUGUGGUUUUACAUUGGGGAGAUCAUCGGCAAGGGCGGCAUCAUCGGCUACAAUGUGUGAACACUCACUUCAGCAAUGCCAGCGGUGCCACGGUGCUGGGUCUGUAAUGGGGUUUGUGACAAUAAAACUAGGAGCCCAUAUCGA
This is a messenger RNA of Cyanistes caeruleus (blue tit), 438 nucleotides long. Lineage: Eukaryota; Metazoa; Chordata; Aves; Passeriformes; Paridae. The record is from RefSeq and is a predicted model, not a curated record.